GGCUACGUUGGAGAUUUUUUUUGAUUGUCAUAGGUUCAACUCAGACCGCAACACGCAUUGACUUUUAUAGGAGCGGAGCUGAGAGGUGGUAGAAAGAGACAGAGGAUGGUGCUACAGACGUCUGAUCUGAUCAAGAACGAGCUUCCCGUUGAGCAGGAAUCCCUGAUUCUUUCUGAAGAUGUCGUGACUGGUCUUGUUCUCGUCGAUAUCAUUAAUGGUUUCUGCACUGUUGGAGCUGGGAAUCUGGCCCCAACAGAGCCCAACAAUCAGAUAUCCAUGAUGGUCGAGGAAGCAGUGAAGUUGGCCGAAGUGUUCUGUGAGAAAAAAUGGCCUGUUCUGGCUUUCCUUGAUUCUCAUCAUCCUGAUAAACCCGAACAUCCAUACCCUAUUCAUUGUUUGACUGGAACAGAAGAAUCAAAUCUGGUCCCAGCCCUGCAAUGGUUAGAGAAUAAACCAAAUGUAACAAUUAGACGCAAGGAUUGCAUUGAUGGGUUUAUUGGUUCAUUUGAGAAAGACGGCUCAAACGUCUUUGUAGAUUGGGUAGCAACCAACAAUAUCAAAGUUAUACUGGUUGUAGGGAUAUGCACAGAUAUCUGUGUGCUAGCUUUUGUUGACUCUGCGUUAUCUGCGAGGAAUCAUGGUCUUCUCCCCCCUCUAGAGGAUGUGGUGGUGUAUUCCCGUGGUUGUGCAACAUUUGAUAUUCCAUCUCAUGUUGCAAAAAACAACAAAGAAGUUGUAGCUCAUCCACAGGAGUUAACACAUCACAUAGGCCUAUACAUUGCCAAGGGAAGGGGAGCCAAGAUUGUGGAUGAAGUGUCAUUUAAGUCCAACGAAGGAGCCAUGAUGUGCUUCCAAGUUUAGCUGCUUUUAAGUCUAUCCCAGUAUCCAUGGGAUGAGUACUGUAAAAUCUAAGGAGAUCCAUGUUAAAUAAUCUUUUGGGUUGAGUUGCCCAAAAGAAUGUAUAUAAAAUGCAUGGUUGGCAAGUUCUUAUAAGAGCAAAGUACAUGUAUUCUGAUGCUAAAACUGUAAAGAGUCUAAUGGCUGGCCCUUUGGUUAGCAAUUCAGACCAGUGAUAGACAUAUAUUUUAUUGAUAAAAGGUUCUGUAUGUGAUUAGCUUGUGGUUUAUGACAACACCUACAUUUCCUGCCUAGUGUAGAUCAUUGUUCAUCUUGUAUCUACAUAUAAACUGAGUCCAGCAUAUUGAGAACUUAAAAUGAAGGCAUCUCUCCUACUCUCA
Nelumbo nucifera (sacred lotus) is the source of this 1238-nucleotide messenger RNA. Its product is annotated as nicotinamidase 1-like. NCBI's taxonomy places the organism in Eukaryota, Viridiplantae, Streptophyta, Magnoliopsida, Proteales, Nelumbonaceae. Gene Ontology annotation, biological process: pyridine nucleotide salvage. Gene Ontology annotation, molecular function: nicotinamidase activity. The record is from RefSeq and is a predicted model, not a curated record.